This is a messenger RNA of Cokeromyces recurvatus, 6474 nucleotides long. Its product is annotated as armadillo-type protein. Lineage: Eukaryota; Fungi; Mucoromycota; Mucoromycetes; Mucorales; Mucoraceae. The record is from RefSeq and is a predicted model, not a curated record. Gene Ontology annotation, biological process: retrograde transport, endosome to Golgi; endocytosis; intracellular protein localization. The transcript has 15 exons. Gene Ontology annotation, cellular component: membrane; Golgi apparatus; endocytic vesicle. Bases 127 to 6321 code for a protein of 2064 amino acids.
CAAAAGUACAACUGAGUUUCAAUCUCGUUUUUACAAUUUUUGAAUAGGAAUCUUUUUUUAUUUAUUAUUUAUUUUAUUUUAUUUUUGCUCAAGCAUCUAAAUUAACAUCAAGUGAAAGGUUAAUAGAUGUCCCAAACUUCUAAACAGGAAUCAUCUACAACAAGUAUAAAUAACAGCAUUCCAGAUGUAUUUGUCAUUGAUGAACAAAAGAUACAGCUAAAUGAAAAUACAGAAAAGCAGGAAUUAUACAUUUUACAGUGGUUAGCUCAAGUCGAACGCGAGAGUAAAACCAUUGAUGUAGAAGUGUUGAAAAAAGCACAACCCAUUAUUGAAAAGACAUUACUUCGACUUAUUUCACUUACAACAGCAAAGCCUAAAAGGCCUAUCCGGUUUUUAAUUGGAAGAUGUUAUGUUAUUCUUUAUACCCGAGGAGAUACUCGAACAUUAUUUGAUACUGUCACUACAUUACAUAGUCUUGCUAGUGCCAAUAAAAAUAUCGAAAAAGAAACAAAAAUAGCGGCAGUAUCAACGAUAGGUGCAAUCAUGGGUUCUUCUGGUGGGAAGAUACCACUUUUAUUACGCUUGGAGACAAUAACAGCAUUUACAUUAUUGUUGAAAGGAGCAGGAAAAGCAGCAACUGAUCAGAUUUUAAAGGAUUUAAUGAAGCAAUUAAAAUAUGGACUUGUUGAUAAAGCAUUAGUGACUAGAAUUGCGUCUGCUCAAUGUAUUCAAGCUGUUAUUCAACAUGCUACUCAAACUGUAACACAACAUGACAUAGAAACUUUAUUACAACAUACUUUUAAGGCAUUUGAACAUUCAACCUUUCCCGUUCGUAGAGCAAUUUCUUCAUUAGCUGCAACACUUCUUGUGUUCACACAGUCUCCAGCAACUGUAGAUCCAAAUAAGCCAACUAUUCGACAUGCUACUACAGGAGAAGGUCUAACGAAUAAAACAGAAGAAAUUGGGAAAACGGUGACAUUGAUGUCGAUUGAAGAAAUGCUCUCACAAUUAUCAACAAGCUAUAAUCGACCUAAUGCUUCACAUGAAUUAAAAACUGGUAUCAUCGAAACCUAUGCUACUCUAUUUGUUUUAUUAGGAACAGAAUUUGUAGAAGCAAAUUAUUCGACACUAUUAAAACAUGUUUUAUGUGAAAUUUUGGAUAAUACAAAGACAUCAAAUGCCUCAGAUAGAGCUUAUUUACGAUCUCAAGUCAAUUUCCUAUUACAUAAUACAAUUGGAAAACGUUUAUUAAGUGAGCAAGGACAAGCUAAUGCCAUUCAAUCAUUGGUUAAUAAUUGGAUUAAAAAAUGGCCACCACUUAUGGCAAAUCAAACUGCACCUAAUAGAGACAUUUUGAUAUGUGUAACAAAUUUGGUAUCUCAGUUAGUUUGUGAAUUAGAAGGAGCUGCCAGUUCAGUGCAAGAUGUUAUAGUCGAGCCAUUAUUUGUAUUGUUAACACAUUCUAGUUUCGCUGUUCAAAUGUCUGCUGUAUGGUGUAUUCGCUGUUUCUGCAAUGCAGUACCUACAAAUUUACUACAUUUAUUGCCAAAAUCUCUUAAUUUACUUGAGAAAAACUUGGGUAAUUUAACUAACCAGGUUACUACAACUAAAGUUUUUCAACGUACAAUUGCUUAUGCAUAUACGGUCGCUGCUAUUAUGAGUGUCUUUCCAGCGCAUCCUAUUUACACCUCAUUCGAAUUAAGUGCACGAGCAAUGUCAUUAGCUAAUCAAUUGAUAAAACAAACCAACAAAGAUCCCAAGAUUGCUAGUGUUCAAAUACAAGUAGCAUGUACUUUAAUUGGUUCAGUUAUGUGCUUGGGGCCUAAUCUAGUCAAAAUACAUCUACCACAGCUCCUACUGCUCUGGAAAAGCACUUUACCAAAACCAUCCGGAAAAGAAGCUAAUGGUAUUCGUUCUGAAUCUGAAUGGUCCUUUUUAUUUCAUAACCGUGAUUGCGUUAUAAGUUCCAUAUACAGCUUUUUAGUUCAUAAUAGUCAAUCAUUAGCAACGCUAGAUAUUGUAAAGAGACUUGCAGCUUUAUUGAAUAAUACAUUAGCAUUUUUGGCAACUGCUCCUAAUUCAUUUGCACCCACUACCAUGUCACCUUGUGUGCCCUAUGAGACAAGAUUAAUUGAUCAAUACUAUGCAUUAAGACGCCGAAUCUUUCAAUGCUUUAAUGUUAUUCGACCUCUCUUAUCAACUCACGAAUCAUCCUUUAGUGGAUUAUUGCGAAAUUCAUUGUUAGUAUUUACAGAACUUGAAAAAAUUUCACCCUCAUCAGGAGCACAUCAUCAAGUGACAGCGACUGUGCCUGGUCAGUUUGUUAGCGUAUGGAAUACAGCUGAUGGUCAUGGUUACGGCGUAACAAGUAAAAUGCAAGGCUAUCAUAUAGAUAUAGCUACCCAUAAUGAUGAUAUUAGUGAAGAAGUAAAUCGUGGUAAAGAAUGGAUGACUAAAGAUAGAUUGGAACGUGUAGAAGAAUUACUUGAACGUCCAAUCAUUGGCUCUAUUGAGCUGGAUCCUUUUUACUUGUAUACGAACUUAAUGAAUGACAAUAGUAAUAGUUACUACUUAUCUCAACAACAACAACAACAGCAACAGCAGCAACAACAACAGCAGCAGCAACAACAACAACAACAGCAACAGCAAAUAGCUAAUAAAAAAUCAUAUAUUCCACAACCAGUAUCACCUUCUACUUCUUAUAUUGAUGCCAGCAUCGAUCUAUUUGCAACACUCUUUAUAAAUCAGCCUCCAUCCAUUCAAGAAUCGACAUUUGAAUUUAUGCUUAAAGUGGUAAAAGAUCCUAAAUUAGAAAAAAACUCUUCAAAACGUGCUGCGAUACUUGUAAAUAUUGUAGUGGCUUUAUUAGGAGAGACGGUACCAUUUAGUCCUCGUGCUGUACAACUAGUUCAAGAAAUCUUGAUGGAAGUCAUCAUUCAUCCUGAUCCUUAUUUACGAAAUGCUGCUAGUGAAGCUAUUGGCCGUCUGACGUCUAUUAUUGGUGGAUCAUUUGUUGCCUCACAGAUGCAAAUACUAGUAGAUUUAGUAGUUUCUAACCGAGACCCCGAUGCUCGUGCUGGUUGUGCCUUAAGUAUUGGGUACAUCUACAGCCAUGUAGGUGGAAUGGCUGCUGCUGCUCACUUAAAAACAAUUGUAGGUAUACUGUUGUCUCUUAGUAAUGACCCACAUCCAGUUGUUCAUGCAUGGGCUCUAGAGGCUAUGGCUAUGACUGUUAGUGCAGCUGGUUUAAUGUUUUCUGGAUAUGUGAAUAGUACCCUUAGUAUGGUAGCGAAGCUUUACCUAAGCGAAACACAUGAGCCGGGUAGUGGAUCCAUUGCUGUCACUAAUGCCGGUAUGUCUGUUGGCUUUACAGCUUAUCAAGAAUUUGGUCGUAUCAUUUAUGAACUUAUUGGCACACUCGGUCCAGAGCUCCAAACUUCUUCAAAAGUUAGAGAGCUUUGUUCGAAUAUGGUUGAAGAACUUAAGCUAGAACCUGAUGAGCGAGUAAAUGUGGAGGCAAUUCGUUGUAUUCAGCACUUCUUGAUGUUUGCACCCAAAUAUCUUAGAACACAAGAAUUAGUUCCUUAUCUUCAAAAUCAAAUUACUAGCCUUCAUUUGCCUCUUAAAAAGGCUGCUGUAACUUGUUUAUAUCAGUUAGUACAGCGUGAUUCAGAAUUGGUAUUUAAAGCAGCUCAACCAGGCCUAGAUAGUGAACUAUUCAAGAUGUUGGAUACAGAUCCCCAGCUAUCAGAUGUUAAAAAUGUGAUUAGAAACUGGUUGCAGGAGACAGCCGUCGCUGAACCUUCUAUUUGGGUAAAUAUUACUAAACGUAUCGUAACUGGGUCAAAUAGUGGGACCACAAAGGAGCCAUCUAAAAUCGCUUCUACGAUGCAUGAAGAUUCUGCUGAAGAGGAGGAAGAAGAUGAAGAAUUUGGUGACGAUGAUGCUGAUGGAUUUGUUGAUGAAGAUAAUGUGGACAUUGCAACAACCGUAGCUGAUGCUUCUGGUAUGACAACUAAACUUAAUAUCAACGUUGAAAUACCACCAAGGUGGAGAACGCAGUUAUUUGCUCUUGAAUGCCUUCAACAAACAAUUGAAUUAAUAUCAGCAAGUGGUAUUCGAGAACACUUUGAUCUUAUUCUUGCUCGACGUCGUAGACAACAGGCUGGUUUAGGAGACUUUUUAGUAUUUCGUGUACCCGAUUUAAUAAGACUGUCUUUUACAGCAGCCACUGCACAUGUUAAUGAACUAAGGUUAUCUGGUAUUAAUUUACUGAAGAUGGUUAUAGAGAAAUUCGCAAAUACAUUAGAUGCUGAUAUGGAGGAUAUGCUAUUACUGGAACAGUAUUCUGCUCAAAUUGGUGCAGCUUUAACACCAGCCUUUGGCUCUGACUCAUCAUCGGAAAUUGUAUCAGCUGCUGUCCGUGUUUGUGCUAUUUAUGUUGGCAGUGGUAUUGUGAAGGACCUUUACCAACUUGGUCGUGUGUUAAAAUUGCUGAUAUCGGCUUUAGACAAAUGUAAAAGUGAGUCAAAAUUGACAGCUGUUGGUGAGGUAAAGGAUCUAAGCCCUCAUGCUUCAGUUAUGGUCAAGUUAUCUGUUUUAAAUGCAUGGGCAGAGCUUCAAGUAUCAAGUCAGAGACAAGGCUAUUUAAAACAGGUAUUACAACCUAAUUUAACCGUCUUAAGCCCCAUGUGGGUUCGUGCGCUUCAAGACUAUGCUAGAAUUCGUUUAGAGUCAGAUAUUGUGGCAUUAUCUAGUCGUAGUACAGAUCGCGUUCAAGCGUCAUCUAGCAGUGGUAUUGAUUCAAUGUAUUCGGCUGCUACAAAGGAUGUAGUUCUACCGUAUUAUCGCCGUUCCUGGUUAAAGAUUAUGGAAGCAGUUGCUACUUUAAUCGAAACCCAAGAGGAAUCUAUGGUAGAAGCUAUUAAGAGCAAUCCAGAUUUUGAGCAAUCAAUAGAUCAUCCAUCCAAUUUGUUUUAUAUUUUCCUUUCUCGUAGUUCCAGUUCAAGCAAAUAUGAUAAUGUCACUGUUCCGAUCUGUCUAAAUGCACUCUUUACAUUUAUUAAACCAUCACUAGCAGGAAAUCAAUUUCUUCCAAAAGCAGUCUUCUUGGAGCUACUAAAUGGCUACCGUACUCAAAUUAUUAUUAUUGAAAUCUUGCAAAGACUUAUUCAGAGUUAUGGAGCUUAUCUCUGUGACGAUUUAGAUGGAGAAAAUAAUGAACACACGAUAGAUAUCACAUUAGAUCCUGACCUUUAUUAUAUUUUACGUUUAUUGGUAAAUGUCUUUUUACAAAAUCCUGCUUCUUUACGGCAACGAUCUUCAAAAGAUAAUCUAGCAUUAUUGCUGGGACCCUCCUUAGAUACAAUUGCACUACUAGUAAACAUGACACCUAAAGACUAUAAAGUCGAUCUAUUAGCCAUCUGUCUGUAUAUUUUCUCUGGAAUUUUGACUGAAAGGCCUCGGGUUCUUAUAUCUCUAAAGACCGUAUUUCAGAAUUUUGAAAUAGACUUAUCUACUGAAAAUAUUAACUCUUUAGCUGAAGUAAUACGAGCAAUAAUUCAUACUUUACUUGAUGGCUUCUUUGAGACGAAGAAUGGUGAAAAGCUUUCCGUAGCUUCGCAAAAAAAUAGACUUCUUGCUAUUGUAUUAAUCAUAACUGGUUGUCCACAAGCAAUCUUGAGAGAGGGAGAGGGAAGGAAGCAGUUUAUUGAUACUCUAAAAAAGUCUCUAUCAUCAAACGAUGUAGAGCUUUCUAUUACUGCACAUCAAUGCCUUCGAAACUUUAUUAGUUUUCCCGAGAAAAAAGAUAGUUUUCCCGCAUUGGCUAAUUUAGGACAAGUUAUUAUUAAUUCAACCUUAUCAUUUGUUAUCUCGCGUAUUAUUACGGCUAAGGAAGAUAAAGAUAAUAUGAACGAUGCAUCCCUUGCAUCUCUAAAUGAAGAUACUAAAACUUUACUUGCACUAAUAAGUGGUGUUCAGGAAGAACAAAAAUCGUUAGUAUUAAGUAUUAUUCUUCCAACAUUAACUUUCUUGCUAGAUGAUCCGCCAUACAAUGGUCGCGAAACUAAAACACAUGAAGCUAUUUUAGCGCACUUGAUAUCUGUUGCUACAAACACGCCCACUGUUUUUCGUGAUACUGUAACCAAGCUUCCAGAUAACGUUAAAUCCAAAUUAGAAUCUGCAAUGCGUUAUAGUAUCUUAUCUAGCCAAGAAAAACAACAAAAGCAACAACAAAGAGAAAAGCAACUUCAGGAUUCUCAUAAGGACAAUAAGCAGCCUACUAUUGCCUUGAAAAUGGACUUUAGUAAUUUCGAAUAAAAAAAAAAUACUGAAGAAUUAUAAAUAAGUAUUUUCCUUUAUAUGUAUAUAUAUAUUUUUUAUGUCAUUUGUUGAAAGAGACUUUUCCAUAGUAAUAUGCAUAACAUAAUUAAAUUUUAAACAAUAAAGUAGUAUAUACUCUUUAUGAACGUG